GCACCCGUUCCGGGAAGAUCUCGGCUGCUCAGAUGAUGGCCAAGCCGUGCCAAGCAUCAGCAGGUAGGGGAGAUCAGCUACCCCACGCUGACCUGACAGUGACUGCAGAGGAGCAUGUGGAUGAAGAGAGGUAUUACCAGCUGUACCCAGGGCACAUCCCCACCAGCCCUCUGCAGAAAGCACUGCUGUCUGCUGGCUCAGCAUUUAUGGCUCUCUACAACCCCUACCGGCAUGAUAUGGUGGCAGUCCUUGGUGAGACAACUGGCUCUUCAGCCCUGCGGAGCCUGAGGGACAAAAUGAGGCAUGACCCUGAAGGUUAUCAGAUCCUACAAGAGCGGCCUCGGAUCCGGCUCUCCACCCUGGACGUGACUGGGCUCCGGGGGCUGCCGGAUGGAACGUUUGGCCGAGAAUAUGUCCGGUUUUUGGACAGCAAUAGGGUUUCUCCGGACACCAGGAUGCCGGUCAAGUUUGUUGAUGACGAGGAGCUGGCCUAUGUGAUCCAGCGGUACCGUGAGGUCCAUGACCUGAUGCACACUCUCCUCGGCAUGCCCACCAACAUGCUUGGGGAGGUUGUGGUGAAGUGGUUCGAAGCUGUUCAGACUGGCCUGCCCAUGUGCAUUCUGGGAGCGGUGUUUGGCCCGGUUCGUCUCAAUGCCCGGAAGCUGCAGAUCCUGACCACAGAGCUUAUUCCCUGGGCUGUUCAGAGCGGCCGCAAUGCCAGCUGCGUCCUGAAUUUCUACUACGAGAACCGCUGGGAGCAGACAGUGGAGUCCCUGAGGGAGGAGAUUGGAAUCUUACAUCCCCCUGCUAUUUGUGUGUAAAAGUCUGGGGGGCAGGCGGGCAUAGUGGGCUUCACACCCGCAGGAUGGAUCCUCACUGGGCACCGUACAUGAGGAGCAAUGAAUAAACCCUUUGCAGGUUCAAGUCUCCUGGGAAUUCUCCUACAGCAGUUGAGGGCACCAGUCUGCCCAAAUGAGAUGCUGGGUUGCCAACUUGCCAGGAAUGUAAGGGCUGCACCCAGGGCCAGAUUCAUUGCUGUUGUAAGCAGCUGCAGCUCUGCUGAUGUCAGUGAAGUUGCACUUUCACACCCCUAAGGUGAAUUUGAACCCGGUGGCUGUCUUAGUCCUCAGCGUAGAGAUAUGGCCCAUGGAGAUAAGUCCCACCAUGCAGUGUACCAGCUAGACCCUAGCAGAGGCUGGGACAUGGAGUCUCCAUGCGCUGCGUGUCUUCACAAGACCCCAUGGUAGAGCCCCGUGGUCUGCAUUCAGUUAUCCCUGUAUACUGGAGUGGGGAAGAUGGGAAGCAGAGCUGGGUUAAAGUAGCACUGAAACUAUCUAGUAACUUUUGGCUUCUGGUUGCUAUAACAUUCCCUAGGUGAAUACCUACCCCCCCUUGGGAGCUGAGACAAUUAAUUCCCUAGGGGACCAUUCUACCCCAGUUAAAGCCAGUUGUUUUACAAAACAGCACCGGGACAGACUAUGACAAAAUGACAGCUGAUCAGCAGGAGUGCUCUGCCCCCAGCUGUACUGACUUGCACUGAUGGAGGCUGUAGGAAUGUAUUUUGUGUCUCUGGUACAGCUCGAUCGACCAAUCGCAUACCCGCUUUGGCAGCUGGGAAGCAGUUAGGCGCUCGGUCAGUCACAGCGAAACCAAACCCCACUGAGUUGGGAGGGCAUGUGUGUCAGUGUGUCAAUUGCUGCAUACCAUUUAAAAUAAACAAAAUCCACCACCGGCAUCCCCCUCGCUGACUGUCUCAGCAGCCAGGCCAAGGAUUGAAUGGGCCACGGGGCCUGAGCUCCCCUCUCGUCCCCAACUGGGUCCCUUCCAGUUUACAAUAGAGGCACAGUGACCGGCUUGCCAGGGGGAAGCACUUACUGACCCUGUCCAGGCUCUACCUGCUCCGAGGAGAGAAGAUUUCAGUCCCCACUAAUUCCACAUGAUCUUGGCUUUGUUUUCAAUAGCAAAAUAGCGCUCAGUGUGCUCCAGCGCGUGAGGCUGUAUAUCUGCAGAACGGAGGGAGGGAGAAUGAGGUGAUGAAUCCCACAGGGAAUGGAAUGCUGAGAUUGCACACGCUGUUUGUGCUGGGUCAGUGUUUAUAAACUGAUUUCUGUGCGGUGUAACUAAGUUGGGUUCCACACUUAUAAGGCAAAUAACAAAGCCCAGAUUGAAUAGUUCUCGGUGCUGGGCUGGGACGCACCAAAGCAGGAUGUAUUUUAAUGUGGCGUUUUGAGGCUGACGUUCCUUUUUCAUGAAUAAAAUCCCUGGUGACA
Molecule: messenger RNA, 2270 nt
Organism: Emys orbicularis (European pond turtle)
Lineage: Eukaryota; Metazoa; Chordata; Testudines; Emydidae
Gene: COQ4
Product: coenzyme Q4
Exons: 7
Coding region: 33-821 (262 amino acids)
Biological process (GO): ubiquinone biosynthetic process
Cellular component (GO): mitochondrial inner membrane; mitochondrion
Source: RefSeq, a predicted model, not a curated record